Molecule: messenger RNA, 1699 nt
Organism: Cladocopium goreaui
Lineage: Eukaryota; Dinophyceae; Suessiales; Symbiodiniaceae
Source: the annotation of a GenBank genome assembly
AUGGUGCUUAAGUAUGCCAAUGAGGAGCGUCUCUGCGUGCCAUGUGACCCUGCUUUGGGCUGCAAGGCCUGCAAUCGACAAGGCACUGCUUGCACGAGUUGUUUGGAGGAGAAAUUCUUUUGGAAAGGAGUUUGCUCGGAUGCCUGUCCGUUGCGAACCUAUCCUCCGGCCACUGGCAACAAAUGCCUGAAAUGCGCCUUGGACAGCUGUUGGACCUGUGAAGGUUCUGCCAAGAACUGCACCAGCUGCGAGGCGCGGAAACAACUGCUUCUGGACGAAAACGAAUGCGUUGGGAGCUGCCCCAGCCGAAAAUAUGCGGUGGACGGCACAUGCCAAAGAUGUGACCUUUCUUGCAAGAGCUGCGAAGGCUCCGCCACGAGUUGUACGAGCUGUACUGCCGAGCAGGUCUUGGAUGAGAGCAGCUGUGUGGAUAGUUGCCCUGCGGGGAAGUUCGAGUUGAAGGGCAAAUGCCGACCUUGUGCUACCUCAUGCGCAACUUGCAGUGAGACAGCUGAGUCAUGCACCGCUUGCACGGGCGAGUUGCUACUGGUGGAGGAGAAAUGCCAAAGCAGCUGCCCCAAGGGCCGCUUCGCCAAUGGCAAGGUUUGCGAGGUCUGUCACGAAACCUGCGCCACAUGCACAGGCAAUGCAACCCACUGCACCAGCUGUACGGAAAAGACCUUCAAAGAUGCGGCCACGUGCGUGGACGAAUGUCCAGCUGGCAAGUACGCCGCUGGCAAGGUGUGCGAAGCCUGCAACGAAUUGUGCAAGACUUGUGCCACUGGUCCGGCGACAUGCAGCAGCUGCUUUCAGGAUCGCGUCCUUGAUGGUGACAAGUGCCUUGCAAGUUGUCCCCUGGGAAAGUAUGUGGAGUACCAAGGGCCUCAAAGGAUUUGCCGCGCAUGUAACAAGUCAUGCGGGACUUGUGACGGCACAGCCAGCAAUUGUACCAGCUGUCCCGAGGGCGCCGUGUUGGAUGGGUCCACCUGCAAAGUGUCGUGUCCGAAGGGAAAGUUCCCAGAUGCUCAGCGAGUCUGUCAGAACUGCAAUGCAACCUGUGCGACCUGUGCUGGAGAUGCCAAUUCUUGCCUCACGUGCAACAGCGGUGACUUCCUGGAUGAAUCCAGCUGCGUGAACCCCUGCCCUGAUGGCAAGUUUCCGGAGGGCAAGGAUUGCCGCGUAUGCAGUACUUCUUGUGCUACCUGCGCCAUUUCGGCCAACAACUGUACCUCCUGCAAGGCAGAUGACGUGAAGGACGGCAACAAGUGCAUCAAGGAGUGCCCUGCUGGCAAAUUCGAACUGGAACGAAGCUGUCUUGCAUGCAAGAAGCCCUGCUCUGCUUGUAAAGGCGCUGCUGAUUAUUGCACCGAGUGCCAUGAAAGCCUCAACAUGGUGGCCCAUGAAGGUCAAUGCAUUUGUCCCAAAGGCACCUACUGGGGCGGUGAGACCUGCAUGGACUGCGAUAAGACCUGCAGCACCUGCGGGGGAGCUGCGCAAAACUGCACUUCGUGCCACGAAUAUGCCAUGUUGCAAGGCUCCUCCUGCAUUUGUCCCAAUGAUAUGUUCCAAGCCAAAGAUGGCACCUGCGUCCCUUGCGCCCCCACCUGCAAGACCUGUGCUGGCAAUUCCUCCACAUGCACUAGCUGCCACGCGACGCAGCACCGAAGUCUACAGGAUGCGCAGUGCGUUUGUCCCAAGG